AUGAAACAGGUUCAUUUGACACUAUUAUUGUGUCUUCUAUUGGCAAGUGGUGCCACUGGUCAAUAUAACCCCGCUGCCUUCUUAGGUCAUCGAUUUGCUGGACAACAAUACGGUACGGGACAAACAGAUUUAGGCAGUUAUGGUCUUUUUCCCGGAGCUAAUGCAUUUGGAAAUUUUGGUCAACAAUCAAAUGGUCGCUUGCCCAGCUCAGCUCGUACGGCUAGUGUACCAUCUGCUAAUAGUUUGGGACAAUACAGUCAACAAUUAAGUGAUCCAUCCAUAUCCGAACAAUCAAGUUAUACUCAACAAUCUGCUCAAACUACUGUUAAUCAACAACCAGUUGCUGCUGCUGAUGUUAAAUCAUAUGCUUCUAACGUUCAAUUUCCACAACGAGAUGUAUCUUAUGGUGAUGUUAGCAAUGGUGGUAUAUCGAAUGAUGAUAGUAAUAGAUAUAACAGACCUUACGCUGAACCUACUGGUGCACCAUAUGGUAUCCAAUCAACAGGUGAAAUUUUAAUUUAUCAACCAGAAAAACUCGAUCUUUCCAAAUGUGGACCAACACCAACAGUAAAUCCAUGUACACUAUUUGGUUCACAAUAUUAUCCAUUACCUGGUUAUCCACAUUGUUAUAUUCAAUGUGCAUUCGGACGUUUAUUUGUCAAACCAUGUCCAACUUAUCUUGUAUGGAAUCCACGUGUUAAUAUCUGUGAUUGGCCAAUAGUUGCUUCUCCGAUUAGUAAUGAUGAUUAUAGUACAACAUCGUAUGGUAACAGUGGAAGUAAGAGUGGUUCAUCUUCUUAUGAAACUAUGAACAAGAACUAUGCAAUGUCAUCAACUUAUCCAUAUGGACGAAAGAAACGUUCAACAAUAGAACGCAAGAAACGUAGCUUUGGAGCACAUUAUCAAGGUUUAACGUUACCAUCUGCUGCUUAUCAAUAUCCAGGUUAUUAUGCAACACCUUUUCCAUAUCAACCAGGUCCACCUCAUAUACCUGUGACACCUUUUAAUUUACCAGGUCCAGUUAGUUUUCCCGGACAAGUCGCAUUUGCAGGUAUUCCAUCUACAUUUGCAGGUUCACAAGCACCUCAACCAGUAGGCACUCCAUUAUAUGCUCCAACAGAACAAGCAAUGAUAACAUAUGUUCAAGCAGCACCAGCACCUGUACCAGUUACUCCAGUAACACCAGCCCCUGUACCAGUUGCUUCGGUACCAUCAGAAUUUGCACCAGCUGCUCAACCUCGUAGUAUGUCAUCAUCUGGUCAAUUCUUUGUCGAUAUGCAAAAUGCUCCAGAUAAAGUUAAUCCAGCAGUAGUUCCUGCAGCUCCAUCAGUAGCCACUACUUCAUCAUUUUUUCCAACCGUUCCAUCAGCAGCUUAUUCAUCUCCAAUGUUCCCACAGCAAAGCGUCGCAUCUGCUGCUUCUUUUGGUGCACCCACACCCGUUUCCUUUCAAGCCACAUUGAUUCCUGGUCCACUUUAUCCAUAUGGCCCUCCACAUGGUGGACCGUUUGGUCGUCGGCCUCCUCCUCCUUCACCUCCAGCUAACCAGAAUCCUAUGCCUUUUGGACUUUUCGGUGGUCAUCCUAUGGCACGUUAUGGACUUUUUGGUGGUCAGCCUCUCUCAAGUUUUAGAUUUCUUGGUGGUCCACAACUUCCACCUUUCAUGCCUUUUGGUGGUCAAUCUUUCCCACCUUUCAUGCCUUUUGGUGGUCAAUCUUUCCCACCUUUUAGACCCAUUGGUGGAUCAUUCGGUUCCAAUCUACCUACCAGUGAACCUCUUGGCUCAGAUUUCGAACUUCUUGUAUACCCAGCUGAUGAUGAUUCCAACGAAAAUCGUGAAGAUGGUGCCUCUAAAGGUGAUGGUAAAAGUGACGACAAAGUCAAUAAAAAUGGUAGCAAAACAUCAGAUAAAGGCAAUCCAGGAAAAUCAUCUUCAAAUGGUGAUUUCAAAAAUCGUGGAAAUAAAGUUAGAGAUGAUGAUUAUGAUGAUGAAGAAUAUGAUUAUCCAAAUACUAUCUAUCGUAAAAAGCGUCAAUAUGGCUCUUAUGGUACAACUGUUUCACAAGUAUCAACAAUUCCUGCAGCUGAACUACAACAAUAUCAAACUAGUUAUAACCCGCUUCAAUCUGCAUCGUUUAAUUCAUUACAACAGCCACGUUUAGUUCCAAAUGAAUUAACUCGUCAACCAUCACUUAAAUUAUCACCAUGCUUUAAUAAAUCACCAAGAAGUAAUAUUGCACAUCCAACAGAUGCUAGAAAGUUUAUAGCAUGUUUAACUAGAUUUCAUUAUGAAAUCAUGGAUUGUCCAAGUGGUCUUAUUUACAAUCCAACAAUUGAUCAAUGUGAAAAAAGAAAAAAUCUUGAAGCAAUUUGUGAACGUGAACAACCAUGUAUGAACAAUGGUCAAUGUUAUCAAACAAGUCCAACAACAUAUAAAUGUACUUGUCGUGGUGCUUGGACAGGUGAACGAUGUGAAAUACCAUUAUCAACUUGUGCUAUGAAUCCAUGUGGUCCAGGUAAUGAAUGUCUAACAUUAAAAACAGGUGAAUACAAGCAAGAUUAUGUUUGUGUAUGUGACGAAGGUCAAUCAUAUGGUUUAAGCUGUGGACGAAAUACUGUACCAAAUCCAUGUUUAGGUGCAACAAGUGAACAAGAACAAUAUUAUCCAUUUAAAUUCAGUCCUCAAGCUUUUAUUCAAUGUAAUGGUGAUAUACUCUGGGUUCAACCAUGUGCAGCUGGUUUAUAUUGGAAUCAAGAAGAAAACGUUUGUGAUCGAAUUGAACUAUUACCAACAACACAAGGUAACAGUCAAUCACAAUCAUAUGAAAUUAUCUAUGGUAAUAAUGAACAACAAUCAGCAUAUAUUCGUCCAAUACCUAAUUUAACUGAUCAACAUCUUGUUAAACAACAAACUUAUCAACAACGAUUAGAACAAACCAAACAACCACAAAUCGUAGUUAAUGAACAGAGUUCAACAUCAGUAAAUAAAGUUGUUCCAGUUCCACGACAACCAACUGUUAAUGCAUUUCAAGCGUUUUCUCAACAUUCGAAACAAAAAUCAUCAAUGCCAACAAAUAAUUAUGUGAUGGCACAAGAACAACCAAUUCUCACUAGUCGAUCAUCAUGGUCAACACCAGUUGUAUUAUCCAAAACUGUUCAUACAUAUUUACCAAAACCACAAUAUGCUCAAACAUAUAAUGAACCACCAUCAAUAUUACUUAAUCAUCAACAACCAAUACAACCAACCGCUCAUCUAGUCAAACCAGAAUUGCAUAGAAAUUUCAAUAAACAAUAA
This is a messenger RNA of Rotaria sp. Silwood1, 3294 nucleotides long. NCBI's taxonomy places the organism in Eukaryota, Metazoa, Rotifera, Eurotatoria, Philodinida, Philodinidae. The record is from the annotation of a GenBank genome assembly.